Molecule: messenger RNA, 2583 nt
Organism: Erpetoichthys calabaricus (reedfish)
Lineage: Eukaryota; Metazoa; Chordata; Cladistia; Polypteriformes; Polypteridae
Product: forkhead box protein F2-like
Exons: 2
Coding region: 546-1697 (383 amino acids)
Biological process (GO): animal organ morphogenesis; regulation of transcription by RNA polymerase II
Cellular component (GO): nucleus
Molecular function (GO): DNA-binding transcription factor activity, RNA polymerase II-specific; RNA polymerase II cis-regulatory region sequence-specific DNA binding
Source: RefSeq, a predicted model, not a curated record
AGAGAGAAAAAGAGAGAGAGAGAAACUGUGUGUGCAUGAGGCGAAAGGAGAGGGGGCUUCUAAAAACAAAGAUUUACGAAUUGAUAGGUGGUCGCGGCGUGUUUGACUGAACAGUCUUACGCAAAAAGUCUAAGAUCUCUGCGCUUCCUCUUCUUAAAGGAUUAAGGCAAGUGAUGGCCACCAGGUGGAGGCUGGAGCCCUGUCAUCGCGAUUUUAAGCAAGGCACAGGACACCGCACGCAGAAAUAAAAAAGCUGAAGAAAAACUUUCCUACUGAAAAGCAAUUCGGUCGCUAAAAGAGGAAACCAUAGUAAGAACACAUAAGUGAGGAAUAUUAUUGAUUAAAAUAUUAUUUUUAAAUUCCUCUUGCUUCCAUGUAAAGCAGACGAAACUUGGGAUAAUUUAUUUUCUCAUUACUUCUCGGGAAACUAAUGUCAUCGCGGUUAAGUGGAGUUCAAUAACGUGUAUUGUCUUGGGACCGCUGUUAAAAGGGAGCUUUUCCUUUAAUGCUCCGCGGGUUGGCUCUGCAAUUUAUUUCGGUUUAAGAUGACAACGGAAACUCCUCCGCAGCAUUUGGACUCGCCGGCCUCUCUAAGGUCCAGUCCGGCUUCUGGAAGUCUGCACGCUGCCCUAAUGAGUCAGCAGCCAGCGACAGUGGAGAGCACAGUCUCUUCGAAGUCAAAAAAAGUCAACUCAGGACUUCGACGACCUGAAAAGCCACCUUAUUCUUAUAUUGCCCUUAUAGUGAUGGCAAUACAGAGCUCCCCGACUAAGAGACUGACACUAAGCGAGAUCUACCAGUUCCUCCAGGCUCGGUUCCCUUUCUUCAGGGGCUCGUAUCAGGGUUGGAAAAAUUCGGUUCGACACAACCUCUCUUUGAACGAAUGUUUUAUUAAAUUGCCCAAAGGCUUGGGCAGACCUGGAAAGGGCCAUUAUUGGACCAUUGAUCCAGCCAGUGAGUUUAUGUUUGAGGAAGGGUCUUUUCGUCGUAGACCUAGGGGAUUUCGAAGAAAAUGUCAAGCCUUGAAGCCUAUGUAUAGGAUGAUGAACAGCAUUGGUUUUGGCACUUCAAUUUUACCACAAAAUUUUGAUUUUCAACCACCAUCGUCUCUGGCAUGUCACACCAACAGCUACAACUUGGACAUGAUGGCCAACUCUAUGACAGGAGGUUAUGACGGAUUCGGUGGCGGCCCUCAUGUGCCUCAUAUGUCUCCAAGUCCUGGAUCUACCUAUAUGGCCAGUUGUCCAGUAACAUCUAAUGGAGACUAUGGUCCUGACAGCAGUAGCAGCCCUGUGCCUUCUUCUCCUGCUAUGGCUAGCGCCUUAGACUGCCAUUCUCCGUACGCAAGUACAUCUGCGCCGUGGGCGCAAUCAGGGGGCACUCCUUACAUCAAACAACAGCCCAUAGCAACAAAUAGUCCGUCAGUGUCCAGUAUACACUCUAGCAUGUCUUCAUAUUCGUUAGAGCAAAGCUAUCUACAUCAGAAUUCCAGAGACACUGGAGAAAUAUCAGUGGGGAUACCUCGCUACCAAGCACAUGCACCUCCUGUCUGCGACCGGAAAGAUUUCGUUUUGAACUUCAACGGGAUUUCCUCGUUUCACCCUUCGGCCAACGGAUCUUAUUAUCAUCAUCAUCAUCACCAUCACCACCACCACCACCAGAGCGUUUGUCAGGAUAUCAAACCAUGCGUAAUGUGAGUGGCUGUUUGGACAUCGCCACUGAUCAGCUCUGCCAAACCAAGCCAAACGUCGCAGGCACCGAGCACUGAACUUGCACCUGCAUCUUGAUUUCCUGAGGAUUUGAAACGCCAGAAAAAGGAAGUAACACACGCAUUUUAAAGUUUACCACAAAACUCAUGCUGAAGGCAUUUUCAUUUUUUUUCUUAUCAAUGUGUUUUUUUAUUGGUUUUCAAAUUCACGGUAAGGCAGGCGUAUAUGCUACCAUACGAACGCACUAUUUUUCAAAUACACUUUUUAUAGCAAUAUCACGUCUGCUGAACAAAGAAAUAUAAUACAUAAUUUUGUAACGUGUGGCCGAUUACUGCACCCCUUAAACAUUAUUUAGCAAUACCUUUAUUUUUUAUCAUAUAUGCUUAGAAAAUGGAAGCGGACACCAGAUUUGAAUGUACAGUUCUUUUUAAAAUUUUCAUUCUUCAUUAUGUUGAAAAGGUAAAAAAUAUUUAAAAUGUUAUCCAUUUCAUGUGUAUUAUGCUUAUGUAUGUUGGGGUUCUGAGUAUCCUGCAGGUUUAUAUGUUUCACCCCGUUCAGAGCUGGCUUGGUGGUUUAUUUAAUAUCAGGAUGUUUCCAACGGCGAUCUCAGGAAAUGGGACUGAGAUACACUCACUUUAUUUUUGCACUUAAUGAAUACAUUUAAAAGUGUCAAUAUGCAGAUGUAAAAGAAGUCAAUAAAUGUAUAUAUGUAUAUAUGUGUGCCUUUAGCGUCUAUGUUCCCACCGCAUUUCUUUUUCAAGGCAGAUCAUAAUGUGCCUUAAGAUUAAAUAAUGACUUACUUUCAUGUUAGGAAAGAUUUCUACUCAAAAUUUACAGAAUGAUGUCCAGUGAAAAAUGUUGGUGUUUUCUUUAG